AUUCCUCGUGCGGUGCGGCGCGGCGAGGAUUUCGUGGCCCAUCGUCGCUUCGGAUUGGUCGAAAAACGUUCUCGCACGGUGCGGUGAGAGUGUGUGAGCCAUCUCUCGCUUCUGAUUGGCCGAAAACCUCGCCGCACCGCACCGCACGAGGAAUUUCUCGUCCAUCUGUUGGAGCCUUAAAAAUAAAAAAAUCCCGUUAUCUGACCCUUCAGCAGGUAGAAAAUGGGAAAAAAUCAUUUUUUCUGUGGGGGCGCUAUAAAGGGGGGUUGGGGCGGAAUCCCAUAUAGCGCUUGCAACUCGUAUUGACCCCCUCUACCCCCAUACCAAAUUUCAUCCAGAUCGGCCCAGCGGUUUAGGAGGAGUUCAUGUGCCACAGACAAACAAACAUUUCAGCUUUAUAUAUUAAGAUGAAUAAACUCGUUUAGAACUUAUUAAAAAAAAUAUCAUUCAUUGACCAACUUUUCAUCUCCACUGAAUUGAAAAAUUAUAAUCAAUCAAGUAAAUAGCUUUGUUGAUUUAUUUCCCAAACAAUGAGUUGACAAAACUUCUCUAGGAGAACGUACGUGAUAUUUUUGGUGCAAUGAAUAAGCACUAAAUUGAAUAUUUCAAUUGAUCAUGACAUUGUUAGCAGUAUAUGACACAGAUAGAUAAAUACGAGCCCUAUCUUACAUUUUCAUUCGACUGUUAGAAACAUGAAAUGAUUUUAUAUUCCUCAUGAGUAAUAACUAAUAUCUAUACGCAUUCCCAUGCUGGCGUAUGGAAAAGAAAAAAUUUAAACUUGUAAAAGUUUUUUCUUGAUCUCAGGGACAGCCGAAAAAAGACACGUAAGACAUGUUCUUAAGAAAAAAUGUCUGAAAACAUUGUGAAAUAAUCAUGGCGAUUUUAUAGUUGUAAUGAAAUCUUAAUGGCUAUUAAGAGUAUAAAGUUAAAAAAAAAAAUAUGAGCUUAAUCUAAAGAGGAAUAAGGUUUGAUUAAUCUGAACGUUUUUGCUUGAAUUUUCUCAGAGAAAAAAAUUUCAUGAAUUUCCACAAAAAAUGAAAACUCCAACCUUUCACACAAAUUAAUGGUAAUGAACUAGAAAAGUUGUGUUGUUACUGAGACGGGCUGCAGUUGUGAUUUAGGCUCGACCACGAAGAUGUCGAUUAUUUGUGAGACUUUUCAAGGGGAUAGUGAGAAAGCCAGUUAUGCAGGUGUUGAAGAAUUUGUAAUGGCAAAGAAUUCUUCACUUGAGGACAUUCCACAGACAGCAAAUUGGUCAAAAGAUGUGUCGUAUUUUUUGCCUAUCUUUUACUACGAUAUUGCUGAUAGAAUUUUGAAUUUUGAAGUUCGUCCUGAUGAUGUGUGGGUGAUAACCUUCCCAAAAUGUGGUACAACCUGGGCACAGGAGAUGGUGUGGCAAAUUUGCAAUAAUAUCGACUUUGAAAAACCCAAGGAGGAAUCCUUAUAUAUACGAUUUCCAUAUCUUGAAGUUGGAUGUAUCAUGUCACGAAAAGUUCCCAUGCCUGAUGUUAUUUCCAUUUUAAAUGAAAAGGGUUCACCUAGAUUUAUAAAAUCUCACCUACCGGCACCUCUACUACCCAAGCAACUAUGGACUGUUCGUCCUAAGAUCAUUUAUGUGUCGAGAAAUCCAAAAGACGCUGCUAUUUCGUUUUAUCAUCACUACAGGAAUAUCCAACACUCUCGCGUGAGUCUCCAAGACUUUCUGGAAUUGUACAUAAGCGGACACAUUAUUUAUGGACCCUAUCAUGAUCAUGUCUUUGAUUUUUGGCGCAUGAGACAUGAGAAAAAUAUCCUUUUUCUCACAUUUGAGGACAUGAAAAAGGAUAAUCCGAGUGUUAUUGAGAAAACAGCGAGAUUCUUUGGGAAAUCCUUCAACAGAGAUCAAAUUCUGGAACUUGCAGAUUACCUUUCUUUCUCAAAAUUUUCUCAAAAUCGUUCGAUAAACAAAGAGGACACUAUCAAUAAACUCCAGAAUAUAUUUCAACGGAAAAAACCAGACGAUGAUUUUCGUUUUAUUAGAAAGGGAGAAGUGGGAUCAUACAAGAAAGAAAUGUCCAAGGAUAUGAUUGAAGCAUUUGACAAAUGGUCUUAUAAUGAAGUAGAAAAAGCACAUCUUAGUUCGGAAAUUCAUUCAAUUUUAUUUCAAAAUUAAUAUAUAAAAUUAUGUUAAUUCAUGAAUUUUAUACAUAAAUAGUUAAAAAAAACAACAUGAAAGUUUCUUUAAUACAAAAUUGGAAAAUAUGUCUUUAUAUCAGAUAAAAAAUAUAAAUUAUUUUACCUUGUGAAAUAUUAACGAUGAAUUUUAUAUGUAUAAUAAACUGUUAUUUUUAGCUAUAAUUCUUUCAAGAAAAGUAUACCACAGCUUCUGUGUCCAGUCUAUAAUUCAAUGUCAUCUCAUCGGGCUCAAACUUGGUGUGAGCUAGUUAUGUUUGUAUAUUUUUCUAUUUCACGGCACAAUCAACUUUCUAAGAGUUAUAUAAGUUGAUUAGAAAUUGUGAAGGCAGAAGAAAUUAAUUUUUAUGCUACUGAUUGUCUUAUCAACAUGUCCAUAAAUCAAUUUUAGCAGACAAACUGAUAAAACAGUUAAUAAUUUUACAUCCAGCUACACACUUAUGUACCUUAGAGUUUUAUUGAUUUAUUUUCUUGCCAAGGUAAAAUGCACUCAAAUUGACUUACAAAUGAGGCAAAAAUCUACUAUAAAAUUCCUAAUAAACAUAUCUUUUUCUUUUGUUGCACUGAAGCUCAAUAAUUUAUUCAAUGAAUAUAGAUUCCCUAUUGGAGACCUUCACUGGAGAUCAAAUUAAUAUUUAAAAAAAAACAAAAUAUUUUGCUUUAGUGAAUUUGCAAAAUGUAGCAAAAUAUGUAUAUCAGUAAAAUCCAGGUCAAAAGUUAAAGAAAAAAAACAAAGCUUAGAAAAUAUUCUAGUUACUAUAUUUGUGAACUCUUCUAUCAAAGUACAGGUAAAUAAUAGAUUAAAAGUUGAUUGUGUUAUCUACAACCUCU
This is a messenger RNA of Lutzomyia longipalpis, 3003 nucleotides long. RefSeq names its product luciferin sulfotransferase-like. The record is from RefSeq and is a predicted model, not a curated record. The coding region runs from base 1136 to 2152 and encodes 338 amino acids. Lineage: Eukaryota; Metazoa; Arthropoda; Insecta; Diptera; Psychodidae. Gene Ontology annotation, molecular function: sulfotransferase activity. The transcript is spliced from 3 exons. Gene Ontology annotation, cellular component: cytoplasm. Gene Ontology annotation, biological process: sulfation.